Molecule: messenger RNA, 1419 nt
Organism: Sturnus vulgaris (Common starling)
Lineage: Eukaryota; Metazoa; Chordata; Aves; Passeriformes; Sturnidae
Gene: SERBP1
Product: SERPINE1 mRNA binding protein 1
Cellular component (GO): nucleus; cytoplasm
Molecular function (GO): mRNA 3'-UTR binding
Source: RefSeq, a predicted model, not a curated record
CGCGCAGGAUCCCGCCGACGGGGGCCCAUCAUGCCCGGACACCUGCAGGAGGGCUUCGGGUGCGUCGUCACCAACCGCUUCGAUCAGCUCUUCGAUGACGAGUCCGACCCCUUCGAGGUGUUGCGCGCGGCGGAGAGCCGGAGGAAGGAGAGCGGCGGCGGCGGCGGCGGGAGCCAAGCGGGCGGCGGAGCCCGAGGCCCGGCGGGCGCCCAGAGCGGCUCCUCGGGCGGAGCCGGCGGAGCAGGCCAAGCGGGCGGCGGCGCGGGCAGCGCGGCCAAGCAGCUGCGCAGGGAGUCGCAGAAGGAGCGCAAGAACCCGCUGCCGCCCUUCGCCGGCGGAGACCGCCGGGAGGAUGGCGGGGGCCAGCCCGGAGCUCCGCUGCGGAAGGAGGGGAUAAGGAGGAUUGGCAGGAGGCCUGAUCAGCAGCAGCAGCAACAGCAGCAGGGUGAAGGCAAACCCAUCGACAGGAGACCCGAGCGACGACCUCCCCGCGAGCGCCGCUUCGAGAAACCCGCCGAGGACAAGGGCGAGGGAGGAGAGUUCUCUGUGGAUAAACCCAUCGUGGACAGGCCCAUGCGUGGCCGUGGUGGGCUGGGCCGGGGCCGUGGCCGUGGCCGUGGCAUGGGCCGAGGAGAUGGAUUUGACUCUCGUGGCAAACGGGAAUUCGACAGACACAGCGGCAGCGAUAGAUCUUCUGUUUCACAUUCACAUUUCAGCGGCCUAAAGCACGAGGACAAGCGCGGGGGCAGCGGAUCACACAACUGGGGAACCGUCAAAGACGAGCUAACUGAAUUGGAUCAGUCAGCUGUAACUGAGGAAACGCCAGAGGGAGAGGAGCACCCGCCUGCUGAUUCUGAAAACAAAGAGAACGAGGUUGAAGAAGUGAAGGAAGAAGGCCCUAAGGAAAUGACCCUGGAUGAGUGGAAAGCCAUUCAAAGCAAGGAUCGUGCAAAAGUCGAGUUCAACAUCCGCAAACCAAACGAGGGAGCUGAUGGGCAAUGGAAAAAAGGAUUUGUGCUCCACAAGUCAAAGAGUGAGGAGGCUCACGCUGAGGACUCGGUCAUGGAUCACCAUUUCCGUAAACCAGCCAACGACAUCACAUCCCAGCUGGAGAUCAACUUCGGAGACCUGGGACGCCCCGGGCGCGGCGGCAGAGGGGGCAGGGGGGGCCGGGGCCGCGGGGGCAGGGCCAGCCGUGGAGGCAGGACUGACAAGUUGGUCAAGGAGUUUGAUGUGAUCCACACGCCCAACCAGUCAAGUGCUUCUGCUCCUGAUGUAGAUGACCCAGAGGCUUUCCCAGCUCUGUCCUAAACUGGAUGUCAUAAAGCCAACCCUGCCCUGGUGGGGCCUUCCUCUCCGAGGCUUGCAUGCUUAAGGAUCCUAAAACAACUAAGAAAUUGAGAGAAAAAAAAAACAAAA